GCGGUGAAGAAGAGGAAAGAGGAAAGGWGGAGUAAUAAUAGUAGAGAUGAUAAAGUAAGCUCCCCCGGUUCCCCUCUAAAGUUCUAGCACGUGUUUUUCGGACCGGGACCCGGAGAGAGGCGUAACACUCGGCCUGUUCUCGAAGCUUCUACUGAGUCAUCAUGAACGCCGAUGAGGCCAGGCUGAAGCUGCGGGAGCUGCUGGGCCAGGUGAAUCCCUCUGAGCUCCCAAAGUUACUGGACUGGAUGAAAAACUCAGAGCAGCCUCCCCCCCACGAUUCCCCAAUGCAGCAGCGGCAGCGGCCCACGGUUCAUGUGGACAGCUUUCUGUACAGUGAGGACCAGGUGGACGYUCUGUGUGAGGAGGGCGCCAUGAGCAGGAACUACUGUCUCAGYUGUGGAUCCUUCAGGACUGCCCCCCUCGAUUUCAUCUCACACUCGUUCUCAGUGUCAGAACUUCAGUUCCUGUUCCAGAAUGUUCUGCCGGACCUCAGUGGUCGGACUGUGGUGGAUGUUGGUUCCCGACUGGGAGCAGUUCUUUAUGGGGUCAGAGUUGGUCUUAACCUUAGUGAAACCCACACAUAUCCAGAAACUAAGGGGUGUAAUGAAAUUGGAAUAUGUAUCGCAUGUUACUAUCUAUUGACUUCUGUUUAUUGCAACCUAUCUCCAUCUCUAUAUAUCACUUCUCACAUCCUUCAGGUGCCACUACCACCAGGCUGGGUGGAGGAGCUUCCUGUAGASUGCAACGUCUACCUGGGCCGAGAUGUAGACCCUGAGGAGCUCAGACAGAUUCAUCUGUACCGGGUCGUCUGACGCUGGCAGCUCCACCAGGAUGAGGUCAGGUGACUGCGGACAGAAACGRCCMUACAGAGUCAUGUGACUGCAAACGGAGCUCCUUGGAAUGGAAAGUAUGACUAYGAACAGAUCCAGCUGGACGAGGUCAUGUGACUGGAGACAAAGUGACCUGUAGUGGAUCARGUGACUGCAGAAUGAAACAGCUGUUCUCAAUCAUCCAAGCACAUUUCUCCACCUGUCAGGAGGUGGUGCAGCUCUGUGAUGCAGGUGGUUCCAGAUCUUACUGGAAGUGGUUUGAAAAGGUGGGAAAUUAUGCUGGACUGGAUAUGUUUUAACAAAAGUCUUCAUUUGCACUCAGAGUUCAGACUUUCUGAAGUCCAGGAUCAACUUAAGUCCGAAUGUGAACUUCGAAUGUCUGAAUGUGAGCUCUAACUCAGAGGUUCUUUACCGCCCGCCGUCACGCCAAACGUGAUGGCGGGCCGUAGCUUGGGGACCACUGCCUUAAUCCAUCAUUGAGAAUAUUUUUUUAUGUUUAUUGUUAUCUUUCUAAGUUUCUGUUAUGUAAAAUUUGAUACAUUGCAAAAUAUAAAAGAUACCAGCAUUG
Molecule: messenger RNA, 1398 nt
Organism: Poecilia reticulata (guppy)
Lineage: Eukaryota; Metazoa; Chordata; Actinopteri; Cyprinodontiformes; Poeciliidae
Source: RefSeq, a predicted model, not a curated record